AUGAAAAAAUUCACCUUAAUAACAUUCAUUCCUUUCCUCUUGUUGCUGGCAACUCAUCGAGGGGAACCUUUAUACAUCCCAAGACAUAACCCCUCGUCAGCAUCCAUACAUUCUAAAUUACAAGAAAAUGGUUGUGCUAAUAUACAUAAUAAAUUCAAAAAUGCUGGAACCAAAGAAGGUCUUCUCUUUCCCUUUUCGGAUUUAAAAGCUUGUUAUGAAUCUUUCGCUUUUGAUAAUGAAAGAAGAAUUGAUACCAUCGAUACCAUGAAGAAAAUUUUCAACGGAUUCUAUGUGUUUACCGAUCAAGCGAAGGAACAACCAAGUCAAGGGUAUAACUAUGAAGCGAUGGACAUCAUAAGUGAAUUUGAUAAAUUGAGUCAAAAGGAAUAUGCAACCGAUUUUGAAUUCACGAUGGAUGCUACUAAUUUGGUUACCAAAUUAAAAGAUCCGCAUACCUUGUUUUUCCCAAUAUGUUACACGCGGUUUAUUUUCACGCAAAAAAUCUUGUUAUAUGCUAAAUUAGAAGAUGAAACGCAUAAAAUUAAAGUUUUCAAGGACAGCGCCGAAACAGAAAAUGAUGAUUGUGAAGUUGAACAAAUCGAUGGUGUCGCGGCUAUCGACGUCAUCACGGAAUUUGCAAGUGACAAGGUUUUUGUUUCGAAAGAUCUUGGUGUCAGAUUAAACAUGGCAUUACCAGCUCUUUCGUUACAACAAGGAACUUAUCAACUUCACCCUAGAUCCGCUCUAUACAAUCUGCGUACCACUUUACCCGAAAAAGAAACCACAACGUAUCAAUUAAAAUGUGGGGAAAAUACUAAAACUAUAACGCGUAAUUGGGAAGCUGCUAUAAAUAAUCUUGAUGACCUUGAUAAAUUCACCGAUGCCAACUCUUAUUGGGAAAGUCUUUGUGCAAAUCCAUCUUCAUCUCAAUCAAAGUCAUCGAAAAAACCUAAGCAAAAUACUAAAUCAAAAAAAUCCAAACAACAAAAACACAACCCUAAAAAGCCCAAGGUUAACCCUUUCCCUUUUAAUGCUCUUUAUAAUGCCGAUCCAUUUGCAGUCAAUUCGGAAGUUUUGAAAGAAUUAAGUCCUUCAGUUGAUGUUGGAAAACCUGUUUUUGAAACUAUAAACGCUCAAUUUUAUAUGUUGGAAAAUGAUGUUGGUGUUGCCGUACUUGCAUCUAAUGAUAUUGGACCUGAGAUUUCUGAUAUCACCAUCGCGAAUUCAUUCCGAGACUUGCAAACCGGUUUCAAAACAUUAGCCGAUAACGGUGCCAAAAAGCUCGUCCUGGACAUGUCAAAUAACGAAGGGGGACUUAUUGUCAUUGCUCAUUUCAUUAAUUUGCUUUUAUUUCCUGAUGCAAGUCCGUCAUCACCAUCCAAUUUUAGACUUACCGAUAUCGUAAAGAAAGCCAUUGAAAAAGCAGGCGAUAACAAUAAUUCAAUUUUUAACUUUAAUGGAUAUUUAACCGUAGAUGAACAAAACUUCAAUAGCGCAAGUGAAUUUCUUGAAUCAAAAUUCAUUGAAAAUGAUAUAGGUUUAGUUGAUGAUCCUGAAUUUGCCAAAGAUCUUUCAACCAACGUUAUGGUCACAUUUUCCAUAAGGAGAGCUUUUAGUGUCGUUAACAAUGAAGAAGUUCUUGAGUACGCUUUUAAACCUUCCACGCAUCAUAUUUUCUUUGAUGAAAAUAGUAUUAGGGAUCCAAGUAAAUUGUGGUCUCAAGCUUCAUCUCUGAUAAACUCUUAA
This is a messenger RNA of Funneliformis mosseae, 1746 nucleotides long. The record is from the annotation of a GenBank genome assembly. Lineage: Eukaryota; Fungi; Glomeromycota; Glomeromycetes; Glomerales; Glomeraceae.